Rhododendron vialii is the source of this 1653-nucleotide messenger RNA. Its product is annotated as aspartic proteinase nepenthesin-1-like. Gene Ontology annotation, cellular component: extracellular region. The record is from RefSeq and is a predicted model, not a curated record. Gene Ontology annotation, molecular function: aspartic-type endopeptidase activity. The coding region runs from base 51 to 1394 and encodes 447 amino acids. The transcript has a single exon. Gene Ontology annotation, biological process: proteolysis. NCBI's taxonomy places the organism in Eukaryota, Viridiplantae, Streptophyta, Magnoliopsida, Ericales, Ericaceae.
UCAUUAUAAAUACCUGAUAUACAUGUGUCUUAUUUCUCACACCACUCAUCAUGGCUUCAUUACCACCAUCUCUAUCCUCCCUCCUCUUUCUUACCCUAGCUUUGAUUCUCAUUUCUAUUUCACCUGCAUUUUCCACACCACGUCAAGCUCUAGAUGAUCAUCAAGAUCAACUGAUGAAAAUUGGUUUCAAAAUUACUCUAAACCACAUUGAUUCGGGUGGAAACUUCACUAACUCCGAACGUUUAUAUCGGGCUGCGAAGCGUUCCAGUCGCAGGUCCCAAAAGUUCAAUGAGAUGGUUUUGACAGCCAAACAUCCAAAACUCAAGACCACGGUUUAUGCAGGAGAGGGCGAAUACGUUAUGAACUUUUCGAUAGGGACCCCGCCAAAGUCCUACUAUGGUACAAUGGAUACCGGCAGCAACCUAAUAUGGACUCAAUGCCAGUCUUGUCUUGAGUGUGUUCCUCAGUCCGAUCCGUUGUUCGAUCCAAAGAAAUCCUCCUCUUUUUCAAAUGUGUCAUGCACCAGCAAAUAUUGCCUAGACCUUCUGCCAUAUUCAAAUUGCAACCCGUUCUACGGGUGCGUGUAUAUUUACGAAUACGGAAGUGGGAUAACUUCAGGUUUUUUAGGCACCGAGACCUUUACUUUCGAGAAGGUCAAGGUGCCGAAAGUAACGUUUGGUUGUGGUCUAUUUAAUCUGGGAGCGGGGUUCACCGAGGGCCUGAUAGGCCUCGGACGCGGACCCUUGUCGCUCAUCUCCCAGUUGGGUGAGCCCACGUUCUCAUAUUGCUUAACUUCCUGGAAUGGAAGUAAACACAGUACCCUUUUGAUAGGCUCCCACGCAAGUGUGAAUUCCUCAGGUGGUGGUGGGGAAAUCAAAACCACCCCUUUGAUUCAAAACCCAAAACAUCCCACUUUUUAUUAUCUUUCUCUCGAAGGAAUCACGAUUGGUAGCACUAGGUUACCCGUAAACAAAACAACUUUUGCUCUCAAUGCUGAUGGGUCUGGGGGCCUGAUCAUAGACUCGGGCACGCCGAUUACACGCUUGGCGGAAAGUGUUUAUACUCUUGUCUUAGAAGAGUUCAUCUCUCAAGUAAAGCUUCCGCUAGUCGAUGCACGUAACUCGACCGGGCUUGAUCUUUGCUUCGAGUUGCCAUCCAAUCAUUCUGAUCGUGGGGCGAUACCCCCACUGGUAUUCCAUUUUACGGAUGCAGAUUUAGAUUUACCAACGGAAAACUAUGUGAUCUUGGAUUCAGGUGUCAUGUGUUUGGCCAUGCUUGGUUCAGGUGAUACUCCCUACAUAUUUGGGAAUAUACAGCAGCAAAACAUCCUGGUGGUGUAUGACUUAUACAAGGAAACCCUAUCAUUUAUGCCAACAGAGUGUGACAAGUUUUGAGCUCUUCUAUUAGUUGAUCGAGCUCAAAAUUUGUAUGGCAAUGGUUGUUUGUAGCGUUGCCAAGUUUAUCAUGUGUUUGGCCAUGGUCAUGUUAUGUUCGGCCAUGUAGCGUUGCCAAUUCUCUCCCUGUAUUGUGGUGUGGUCAGUGUGAGCGAUGGCGGCCGGUUUCUCCUUGGAACCCAUACAUUUUAAAUAAACUCACUGUUUUCAUCAGUGGUUUGGCUAAUUGAAUGAAAUUUCAGUGAUAUGAAUUCUACCA